ACAUUUCGGACCGGACCAUGCCGGACCAAAUCACCGCACACCAAUAAUAAUACGAGUAUAAACAUAUCGAGGGCCAGCCGACGUUGGUGAGCAGUGCGCCUCAGUCCUCGAACGGAUUCAUUCGCUAAUCUGGAACCAACGACAUGAACAGCAUCAACUUCGCGGUGGAGUUUGACCACGAUGAGAACAUACUGGAGCACUGUGGACCGGCGUCCUAUCUAUCGGAAUGCCUGGCCUCGCUCAUCUUGGAUGACGAGAGCUCCGAGCGUCUCCGGCAGAAACUUCUGCUCUACAAGGCCGAAGCAGACUUUCUGGAAUCGAACUUCGACCCAGCCGACUAUUAUGUUCAGAAGGAGGAACUGAUCUUCAAGAUAGUUUGUGAAGUGAAAGGCAUUGACUAUGAUCAGUGUUUGAAGAAUGAGCCGUAGGCUUGCCUUGGCCUAGCCUUGGACCCAAUGUUUGGACCAAUUCAAAUAAAACAGAAUUCUGAAAACUAAAA
This is a messenger RNA of Drosophila persimilis, 499 nucleotides long. RefSeq lists its product as uncharacterized. The transcript has 2 exons. NCBI's taxonomy places the organism in Eukaryota, Metazoa, Arthropoda, Insecta, Diptera, Drosophilidae. Bases 144 to 428 code for a protein of 94 amino acids. The record is from RefSeq and is a predicted model, not a curated record.